UCGCACCGGUCACUUUCACUUUGUAUUUGCUUCGAAUCUUUGGUGUUUUUCGAUCAUUUUCGUUUGGCUGAAAGAAGUGAAGAUGUUUAAAUCCGUGAUCUUUUCUGCAGCAUUGGUGUUCAUGCUAUCUUUGUUCAAUGCAAAGAUGUUAACUGUCCGAAAAAAUCAUGAUCCAGGAAGUUGUUCCGAAUCAAAUCAUGGCGAACUGAAAUUGGUAAAAGAUCGUGAAAAUAGAGAUACCAUAUUAGUUUGUACUGAAUUUGAUGAAGUUUUUAGUUGGAAGACGACUGACAAUUCUAAACCACCCGGUGAAUAUUUUAACCCGGGUUACGACUGCCUGGAUAUUUUAAACAAGAACCCAAAAUCGAAAGAUGGAUUUUAUUGGGUGAAUUUCAAUGCAGGAAAACCUAAAAAGGUCUACUGUGACAUGACAACAGAUGGUGGUGGGUAUAUAUUGUUUGGUUACAUAAAUGGCACUGUCACAUGGGGCGUCCCAUCAAAUAAUGAAACUGUUCAACCAUUUGGUGAUCCACGCUGGUCCAGUGAGUUUGGCGAUGUUUCUGUUUUGGAUUUCAGAAUUCAAGUUGCUUCGGAUAAUGACAUGAAAGAAACAAAGGCUCACUGGGCAUUUCGUUUCAAAACCAAACGUGUCUUGAAGAAUUUGAUGAUCGUCGAUCAAGGAGGAUGUCCAAACAAUUUCCCUGGUAUUGGAGAUGUAUCUUAUGUCAAAGAUUUGAUGACGGGUGAAAUUGUUUCGAAAGAUUUCCCUUGCUCAAUAUUUGGACCAUACUCUUAUCCCACUGCGAAAAUUGGUUGGACGAUGAUGAAUCUUUGUUUGGAAAAACCAUGUCCAAAUGGAUUUGCUUACCAUCCGUUGAUUCCAAUCCAGCUUGAUUUCUCGGGAGGAUUCAGUUAUAUCAGCCUGACAAACAGUUCAACAUCUAGUGGAGGUUCAACCGCAUUUUUUGGUUGCGAGAAAAGCAAGUGUUGUGCAUGUUAUGGACCACGUGGUGGAAGAAAUGUUUACUGUCUUGAAGAAUGUCAAGCAACAAAUGGUGGUACAAUAACAAAACAUGCAUCAGCUUGGUUCUGGGUCAGAUCAAAUCCUCCUCGUAAAGUUUGGGAAAAAUGUAUGGAGUAUAAAAGUGAGGAGGAGAGUGGUGAUAGUGCCUGGUAUAAAUUGGAAGGAGAUAGAAACAUUCCUGUCAAGGGAAGAUGCGGAAAGAGCGAGGCACUGAUGAAUGAUGGUGUGCUGCUCAUUGAAGAUGGUAAUAAUUUAAAGGACGUUCCAGCAGUCAGUGGUUUGCUAGUAUAUCGGAAAGAUGAUCACAGUGUGAAUGUCAGAAGUAACGAAACAUGGGAACCUCUUGUCAAAGACAAAAAGGUUUCUGACAUUGACAAAAGGCUUUCAAGACUUACACAACUCGUCAAAAACAUGCAUUUUGGCUACUUGCCCUCUUGCUCAACACUGAAAGAAAAACAUGCAGAAUUCUCCAGUGGUAUCUACUCCAUUAACCCCCGCAGUCGUGAAUUGCCACCGUUUCCGGUUUACUGUGAUAUGAGUGCAAAACAAGGAGUUGGAGUCACCGAGUUUGGGCAUGAUAGCGAGACCAGAACGAAAGUCAGUGGCUUUGAGAAUGCGGGAUCUUACAGAAGAAAUGUUACUUAUUACAAUAAAAUGAGUGAUAUUGUGGCUGUGAUUAGUGUGUCGAAAAAUUGCGAACAGUUUAUAAGAUAUGAAUGUCAUUACACUUAUCUCAAGCCUAACUCCUAUGGGUGGUGGGUAUCUCGUCAGGGUAAAAAGAUGAAUUACUGGGGUGGAGCUGCAAUUGAUAGUGGCAAGUGCGCGUGUGGUAUGACAAAUAGCUGUGAGAAAAACAAAAUGUGCAACUGCGACGCAAUUUUGCGGGAAUUACGGGAGGAUAGUGGAUACCUGACGGACAGGAAAACAUUACCUGUUACAGAAUUAAGAUUUGGAGACACAGGAGCUGAUGGCGAAUAUGGUUUUCACACUCUGGGAAAACUUCGUUGUUGGGGUUGAUUAUCAAAAAGGCGGAAAAUUCAUUAACUUUUGCUGUUUUGUGCUGCAUAAGAAAUUCUUUCGUCGAAAAACUUUAUUUAGUGAUAUAGUGGAAAAGAGAACUAUGCAUUGAGAUAUAUUCCAUGAAAACCGUAAAAAAUCAUCAAUAUAUGAACCUAAUAAUUAUGAAAUCAACUAAAUUCUUUAUAAUUAUAUUAUAUGGGAAUCAUAGAAAAUUCUGGCCUCAUAUUGGUCACUGCAUGACCUCAGAUCAUUACUCUAUAAAAUCAGGCUGUAGAUUUAAAGUAAAUGUUGCACCUAAAUUAACGAAGAAGGGAAAAAAAUAGCGUAUACAAUUAGUUUCGCGGUAAAAAAUGUUAUAAUUUUU
This is a messenger RNA of Dendronephthya gigantea, 2408 nucleotides long. RefSeq lists its product as uncharacterized. Gene Ontology annotation, molecular function: oligosaccharide binding. The record is from RefSeq and is a predicted model, not a curated record. The transcript is spliced from 13 exons. NCBI's taxonomy places the organism in Eukaryota, Metazoa, Cnidaria, Anthozoa, Malacalcyonacea, Nephtheidae. Bases 83 to 2041 code for a protein of 652 amino acids.